Molecule: messenger RNA, 654 nt
Organism: Chara braunii
Lineage: Eukaryota; Viridiplantae; Streptophyta; Charophyceae; Charales; Characeae
Source: the annotation of a GenBank genome assembly
UGUGCUCGAAGACAUAUCCAGCACAAUUGUGGCGAUCAAUAUCCCUGAUGGAGCUCACCAUCUCGAUUUGCGACCCGCGACUCCCCACGAUCCUCAGUCCGUGGUGAUGCAGCGCAAGGCUGAGAAGGUACAUAUUCGCGCAUGGCUGCGAGAGUUUCACGCGAAGAAGCAUGGCUUCUUCUUCGGCGCACGGAUGACGUUCACCAUGGCGGGUUUUGGAACAAUUCUCUGCGGCAUAGUUGGCGCGGUCGUGGCUGUUGCAGUUAUUCAGACGGCGGUAAGGCGCCGGAGGAGGAGAAGGGCCGAAGGGGAUUUCAACCCUGGGACUGGAUUGGAUCGAUUAGCUGAGAAGCUGAUUGAAGGACCUGAGGAGGAUGAAGAACGCCGUCAGUCGGCACAACCCUGGCCAUAGUGGAGGAUUUGAUUUGGGGGCUCGUCUGUCUGGCGAUCGGGCUGAUCAAAGGGGAGGUUGGAGAGAGACGACUCCCAGACUCUCUGACGUCAGUCUGGUUCAAUUAUAGCCCUACAAGUUGAUCGGAAGGCAAGGAGGAUGGAGACGACUCUGACUGGUCAGUGGUCACCCAACCAUGACCAUGGUGGAGGAUGUGUCAGGGAUCUUCUUUUCAAAAAAAAAAAAAAAAAAAAAAAAAGAUU